CCCAAAUAAAGGCAACUCCUGUACAAAACAAACCAAACUCCAAUUUAUUUUUCAAACUUUUCCAAUUCCCGGCAAAAGCAACUUGCUGAACCUUUCUUCAAAUCCAGCAAAAGCCUGUUCAGGGUUUCCGAAAUUCUGCGAAAAUGGUGGAAGGAAUGAAUGCCACUGUUGUAACAGUCACUGGAUACCAUGGCUCUGAGCGGAUGAAGCUCAUAAAGUUGAUUUCUCUUGCUGGUGCAAAUUAUGUUGGUAAAAUUACAAAAUCUACGACGCAUUUGAUUUGUUGGAAGUUUAAAGGGGAAAAAUAUGAACUUGCGAAGAAGUUUGGAACUAAAAUUGUCAAUCAUCAGUGGCUUGAAGACUGCAUUAAUGAAGGGAAGCGUAUUCCAGAGGCUCCUUAUACGCUGCUAAGUGGACAAGAAGUAGGUUUCAAUAUCCCUGACCAUCCAGUUGUCAGAGAAACUGUGAGCAUCCUAUCUGAGAAUAAGCGGCUUAUGAACAGACCAAGCAUACAUGAUUACCUCAACGAUGUGAUAGCUCUUGAUUCUGAUGAAAUCGAAAAUGAUGACUGGGAUGAUGAUCCGUUGUUAGAUGAGAAUCUGGUUCUGAAACCAAGAAGCAGAAAAUCUUCUCAACAAAGGUCUAAAAGAAAAUUGGCUAAGGAGACUCUAGAAGAUAGACGAGUAAAGGCAGGUACCAGACUCGUCAUUCAUGAGACCCAGAAAACGACAGUUGAUGGACUUCAGUGUGGAGUAUCGAAUUACUCACACAAAUGCUCAACCAAGCAGAGAAGAAGUGAUAAUGUUACAGGCGUGUGGUUAGAUGUUCCUGAAUCUUCUCGUAAAAGUCGACGACUUGUAGAAAAAGAUGCUGAACCAAACAUCACUGAUAUAGCUACUAUUGAUGCUGAACGACAAAACAGAACACAUGCAGAUGACUCUGAGCUCCAUGUUGCUUUAAGCCUAUCGAAUGACUCUGAUGACUUGAGCACUGAGAUUGAAGCAAUCAUUAGUGCAAGGCUUGAUACCAUUUCUACUGUACAUGGCCAAAGUAGACAUGAAGUUAACCCUAUGAAUGAUUUAGAUCCUCUUUUAAACAAAAGCUCACAUGACAAUGCACUGAAUGCCAAGGGGAGAAACGUGGAAGAGAUCAGUCCUGAUGUUUCCAAUUCAAAUGGGGAUAAACUUGGAAGAGAUCAGUCAACGGCCGAUGCUUCAAUAGAGCUAUCAUGUGUUAUAUGCUGGACAGAAUACAGCUCAGUGAGAGGAGUUUUGCCAUGUGGACAUCGCUUCUGUUUUCCAUGCAUCCAGAAUUGGGCUGAUCACAUGCGUUCAAACAGGAAGGAACCAACAUGCCCUUUAUGCAAGGCUGCUUUUGUCAGCUUUACAAGAGUCGAAGCUGCAGCCACCCUGGACCAGAAAAUUUACUCGCAGACCAUUCCAUUUGCAUCAUCAUCACAGGACAUAUACUUUGUUCCAGAGGGUAGAACAGGUUUUUUUGACGUUGAGAUAACACCCCUGCCAGUAUGUUGUUAUUGUCAGAGCCGAGAUCCUGCUGAUAUGCUUAUAGAGUGUAGGGUGUGCCAUAGUAGCCGCAUACAUUCUUACUGCCUUGACCCUCCGUUGUUUCCUUGGACUUGCAUAGGCUGCAGACAUCGUCGAGUCCUCUUCCGUAGCUAAGCUCUCAUCUGAUUCUGCUUGAUUACCUGUACUCAACAUAAACUUGCAGAUAGUUCCUCUUCAUUCAAGUUAAUAGACGUAAUACAGAGUUUCAAGCCAGUUUAUAUUUUGUUUGCUUGACAAAUUGAAGUGUAACAAGAAAGCGUAAUUGUACUCAUCGGAAUGUACAAGGCCAAGGCUGCCGAUUGGACAUUAAUGUGUAGCAAUGUCCACUUGACCCGAUUAAAGUGAUUGUGCUAUCUGUAUGAGUGUACGACUAUAUCUAUUAUGAAAUGUACUUAAGAGCACUCAGACCGAACAGGCGAAGGCAUAUAUUCCAGAAGUUCUGUUUAAUGAAGCUUAGAUAAUUAGAGUUGACACACUUCAGAUGUAUUGGAUCAUAGAUGUUCAACUUCUAUAUUGAGAUAUAGAAUCAAAGCUGAUAUUUCAUCAGCUUGUAUUCUUAAAAAGCAAUCUACUUGUUACAGCAAAAGUAUUAUUUUUAA
Messenger RNA from Beta vulgaris subsp. vulgaris (sugar beet), 2164 nucleotides. RefSeq lists its product as hypothetical. Lineage: Eukaryota; Viridiplantae; Streptophyta; Magnoliopsida; Caryophyllales; Amaranthaceae. Bases 144 to 1679 code for a protein of 511 amino acids. Gene Ontology annotation, molecular function: metal ion binding. The transcript has 8 exons. The record is from RefSeq and is a predicted model, not a curated record.